Messenger RNA from Colossoma macropomum (tambaqui), 1071 nucleotides. It is a transcript of the gene rom1b, whose product is annotated as retinal outer segment membrane protein 1b. Lineage: Eukaryota; Metazoa; Chordata; Actinopteri; Characiformes; Serrasalmidae. Gene Ontology annotation, biological process: visual perception. Gene Ontology annotation, cellular component: membrane. The transcript is spliced from 5 exons. The coding region runs from base 1 to 1071 and encodes 356 amino acids. The record is from RefSeq and is a predicted model, not a curated record.
AUGUCAGUCUUGAAGUUAAAGUUCUCCUUCCAGAGGAGAGUGCGUUUGGCCCAGGGCCUCUGGCUCCUGUCAUGGGUGGCCAUGGUCUCUGGAGCCAUCACCGUUGCCAUGGGGGUCUUCCUCAAGACUGAACUGGUCCGCAGGGCUGAGGUGAUGCACAACAAUGACAUCCACAUUGUGCCCAAUCUGCUGAUGGCAGUGGGGCUGGCAUCCGUGGGGAUCAACAUCUGUGCUGGUAAAGUGUGCCAGGACUCUCUGGACGCCUCACGGUUUCCACGCUGGAAGAACUUCCUCACUCCCUUCUUCUGUGUCUCCAUAUUCUUCACCUCCCUGCUGCUGGUGGCCAUGAUAUUGAGCUAUGCCCUGCAGCCCAGUCUGGAGGAAUCUCUGAAAGUGGGCCUGAAGAAUGGCAUUCGCUUCUAUAAGGACACAGACACUCCAGGCCGCUGCUUCCAGAAGGAAACAAUUGACCGUCUGCAGAUUGAGUUUCAGUGCUGUGGAAACACCAACUACAGGGACUGGUUUGAGGUGCAGUGGAUCAACAACCGGUACCUGGACUUCACCUCCAAAGAAGUGAAAGAUCGUGUGAAGAGUAACGUGGAUGGCCGUUACCUGAUGGACGGCGUGCCGUUCAGCUGCUGUAACCCGGCCUCCCCGAGGCCCUGUAUCCAGUACCAGCUUCUGGACAAUGCAGCCCAUUACAACUAUGAGUACCAGUCCGAGGAGCUGAACCUGUACAACCGUGGCUGUCGUCAGGCUCUGGUCAACUACUACAUGGGCCUGAUGAACACGAUCGGGCCUGGAGUCAUGUCUGUCUUCCUGGUUCAGAUGACUGUGCUCUUUAGCCUGCGCAUCCUACAGACGUCCAUGCAGGCAGUGGAGGGUCAAGAGAACGUGGAGAUCGAGACUGAGGGCUACAUCCUGGAGAAAGGAGUGAAGGAAACAGUCAAGGAGUUGCAAGAGAAGAUCAUGAACUUCUUCAAGCAAGUGCAGGUGGACGUCACUCCUCCAGCCACCGAGGCGGCAGCAGAGGAAGCAGCACCGGAGAAGGAGGCCACGUCCUCAAGCUAA